AACGGGCAGAAAGAGAAGGACGGAGAGAGAUGGGCAUCCACAGCGUCACUUUCACUUUACUGACAGGUCCUAGUCGCAGAUUCAAAAGAGUUGUAGAAACCAUUCAAGCUCAGCUCCUCAGCACCCAUGAUCAACCCUCAGUGCAAGCACUGGCAGAUGAGAAGAAUGGUCAGGUUUCCCGCCAACCUAUCAGUCCUUCACGUCAGAACUCUCGGCAUUCUGAAAGUGGAUCGGAUCGAGUAGAAAAGGAGCAUGUAGUAGAUGGAGUGAACACGAGUGGCAGCAGCAGCGGGACCGUAUUGCAACGACGAGAGUCGGGGAAAGACAAGACUAAACUCCUUUCAUCGCCCAAUGGAACACAGUCUCAUCCAUGA
Messenger RNA from Nematolebias whitei (Rio pearlfish), 374 nucleotides. RefSeq names its product serine/threonine-protein kinase BRSK1. The coding region runs from base 30 to 374 and encodes 114 amino acids. The transcript is spliced from 3 exons. The record is from RefSeq and is a predicted model, not a curated record. NCBI's taxonomy places the organism in Eukaryota, Metazoa, Chordata, Actinopteri, Cyprinodontiformes, Rivulidae.